Prosopis cineraria is the source of this 1348-nucleotide messenger RNA. RefSeq names its product secretory carrier-associated membrane protein 4-like. The record is from RefSeq and is a predicted model, not a curated record. Lineage: Eukaryota; Viridiplantae; Streptophyta; Magnoliopsida; Fabales; Fabaceae. Gene Ontology annotation, cellular component: recycling endosome membrane; trans-Golgi network membrane. Gene Ontology annotation, biological process: protein transport. The transcript has 12 exons. The coding region runs from base 237 to 1043 and encodes 268 amino acids.
GAGAAGGGGGGCAUGGUAGGAUGCGUAAAUGUUAGCAAAUUGAAGGGCAAAACGUAAAAUUCAAUUUCAGAUUCACGUUGUAUAGUGAAAUCCCGCGUCGCCUACAAGCCGGAAAACAGGUAGAUGUGUGAGAAAGUGCCACUCAGCCCACAGUCUCACUCUUUCACUGCCCUGUUGCCCGUUGUUCUCGGGUCGGUGAUCUAUCUCUCUCUUCUACUAAAUUUGGGGAUCUAGCCAUGCGCUCCCACGAUCCCAACCCAUUUGACGAAGAAGAAGUCAAUCCCUUCUCGAAUGGUGUUGGUGCCCCUGGAUCUAAGUUACGUGUUCCUCCAGCGGCAUCUGAGCCACUUGGCUUUGGUCAACGACAUGAUGCUACAGUGGAUAUUCCAUUAGAGAAUACUAGUGUCUCUAAGAAAAGGGAACAAGAGCUUGCAACUUGGGAAGCAGAUCUAAAAAGGAGAGAGCAGGAAAUCAAAAGAAGGGAAGAUGCAAUUGCCAAAUCUGGGGUUGUUGUUGAAGAUAAGAACUGGCCUCCAUUUUUCCCAGUCAUUCACCAUGAUAUAGCCAACGAGAUACCUGUUCAUGCCCAGAGGCUGCAAUAUUUGGCAUUUGCAAGUUGGUUAGGGAUUGUUCUCUGUCUGGUUUUUAAUGUAGUUGCUGUGAUUAUCUGUUGGAUUAGAGGCGGUGGUGUUAAAAUUUUUUUCCUUGCUGUAAUUUAUGCUUUACUUGGAGUACCCCUUUCAUACGUGCUUUGGUACAGGCCCCUUUACCGUGCUAUGAGGACAGAUAGUGCACUAAAGUUUGGUUGGUUUUUCCUGUUUUACUUGCUGCAUAUUGCCUUUUGUGUCAUUGCUGCUAUUGCACCUCCAAUUGUCUUUCAUGGAAAGUCAUUGACGGGCAUUCUUGCGGCAAUUGAUGUCUUCUCAGACCAUGUGUUUGUUGGGAUUUUCUAUUUGGUUGGAUUUGCCUUGUUUUGCUUGGAGGCUCUUCUAAGCUUGUGGGUGCUUCAGAAAAUUUACAUGUAUUUCAGGGGAAACAAGUGAGAUUUUACUCAGGUUUUGAUCCAAUGGCUUCUAUACCGUCAGCCACUUUCCAAGGUGGCUUAAAAUACCCCCCCCCCCCGCUUUUAAUGAUUUUUCCUCGUUUAUGCAUCUAUGCCCUCCUUAUCUAACAUAUUCGUUGUUCUGUAUGUAUUUUAGUGACUCCAGUAGAGGUUAGCUUGUAAUGAAAUGGUAGGAAGUUUUGUAUUCUUCGCGUGAGAAAGCCCCUCUCCUGGUUCCCCUCAUUGAAAAAUUUUCUGCAGUCAUGCAUGAUCAAGGUUUUUAAAAUUGGAUCCGUAAAUUCUGUA